Messenger RNA from Ceratina calcarata, 1801 nucleotides. RefSeq names its product Nitrogen permease regulator-like 2 (gene Nprl2). The record is from RefSeq and is a predicted model, not a curated record. Bases 406 to 1593 code for a protein of 395 amino acids. Gene Ontology annotation, cellular component: GATOR1 complex; vacuolar membrane. The transcript has 9 exons. Gene Ontology annotation, biological process: positive regulation of autophagy; negative regulation of TORC1 signaling; cellular response to amino acid starvation. Gene Ontology annotation, molecular function: GTPase activator activity. NCBI's taxonomy places the organism in Eukaryota, Metazoa, Arthropoda, Insecta, Hymenoptera, Apidae.
AUUGUGCAGACACUUGUUCGCACUCAAGCGUUAAGUCUAACUGUUUCUUGCGUCUCAGUUACUACGUCGUGUGAUAACAGAUUUUCUCCUUUCCGUGUUUCUUAACUGAUCUUUCUGCCUCUUGUUUACUGAUGCACUCUACCUUUGGCAUCAUGCACUUCAUCUUUGACAAUUUUUAAAUUUGACCUCACACCACACACAUACACCCUUCGAACGGUACGUUUUAACAGCUGCGUACAAUAUUACCAGCUGUUAGAUUGUCGUUAUCCAAUUAUCGUUGCUCGAAUCGAGGAUAAAAUCAUUUACGUGACGUGACCUGCGGACAAAAUACUGAUGACAAAUUUUAAUAAAUGGUCGACACAGUUUAACAAUUAGGUUCCAUGCAAUUCGAUAAAGGAUAUAAAAAUGACGUCAGUAACAGAAGUUGUAAAAGACGAAGGACAAGAAGAUCCCAUUAGAUGCAUCUUCUUCUCAGAGUUCCAUCAUAUCGUUGGUCCAAUGAUUACUUGCCAGGUACCAGACAAUUUUAUUUCAAAGGAUAUUUUUGAUACUGUCAGCGUUUAUAUUAUACCAAAAGCACAGCUGCAACGUAGUAUUAUAACAGUGACAUUGAAGGAUUAUAAAAUACUAGGAUUCCCAGUGAAGCUUGAUGAUAAGAAAUAUGCUAGAAAUGCAUUUUAUUUUAACUUGUGUUUCGUGUGCGAUGCACAAGCUCGCACCGUGCACUAUGAGCCAGUUGUAAAAAAAAUGUCUGAUUUUCUGAUGGCCCUGGAGGUAGAAAAUCGUUUUUUAUCUGCUUAUGAGAAUAAAACAAGAUUAGCAGAAAUGCUGCAGCAAGUGAUGGAAAAUUUAAACUUACACAAAAUGUGUACAUUAACAGAAGGGACAAUGACAUCCCAUUUAAAAGUCAUAAAAUUAGCACCUGAGCCAAAACCAGUUCUUGAUCAUCAGGUGCCGAUUUUCUUGGAAGGACGUGAAGCGUUCCAAAGUGAUCAAUGGGAUUUAACGACUCAGCAAGUGUUACCGUACAUAGACGGAUUCAAUCAUGUUGCGCGAAUAGCAGCAGAAGCAGACGUAGAGAACAAUCUGGUUAAAAGUUGCGUGCAAAAUCUUGUCUACUACGGCGUUGUAACAUUGAUCCCAAUAUUUCAAUACAGCAACGUUUACGCCGCAACGUCAAAAUUAAAAGAAUUGGCAGAAAAUACAAAACUACAGGAACGAUGUAUAGCUUACGCUUCGAAAUUUCACAGACAGCCCGCAUAUCUUAGGGACAUAUAUCGAAUGUACGCAAGUAUGACACAUGGUAGCAGUAUGAGAGAUCUGUGUCAACGUCUCAAUCCUCAGAAUUUAAGAAUUAACGAGAGGAGAUUAGUGCAGUUCGGUCUGAUCGAAGGUCUUAUCCGCAGAGUAUAUAAGUAUCCGAUAUACUUGCCGGGGUCUCCUUUCAACGAAGAGGCGAAGAACAAUUCGGUCUAUAAGUAUUUUACAGGAACGUACAACCUCGACGAAAUUUGCUGCAGCACGGGUCAGUCAACAGCGCAGAUCGAAGAUAUUGUUGAACGCGAUUCGAACGUCGUUAUGUUAUGGAAAUAGCAAUUUGAAAUAGUAUUUAAAAAUGUUCCUUACAAUUUUGUUGAAUUUUUUAUAACUUUUAAAUUAAGCAGAGAUACUAUAUCAAAGCUACGCAGGAUACUUAGUGCAAACCAUAAAUGAAUAAGUUGCAAUUGUGAAUUUAUUGUAUCUACUCUAUAUUUUCAAUCAGUCGUUUCACUUCGUUGAUAUAUAUGUCAGGCACAUUGUU